Messenger RNA from Entamoeba dispar SAW760, 382 nucleotides. RefSeq lists its product as uncharacterized. Lineage: Eukaryota; Evosea; Mastigamoebida; Endamoebidae. The record is from RefSeq and is a predicted model, not a curated record. The transcript has a single exon. The annotation marks the transcript as partial.
AUGGAAAAUACCACACUUGUCUCUCUUUAUAAUGAAGAACAAAAAGAAAAUAAUCAAACAACAAUUAGAAUAGAUGGAAGUUCAUCUUCUUCAAGUGAAGAAAGUUUUCAAGGAUUUAGUUUUAGUACAAUACUUCUUCCACAUCAUUCAAAUGAAAAAGAAGAUGGAUUUGUUGAUAUUGAUGGAUAUUUAACUCCAUUUGAGAAUGAAACAAAUAUUUUUAAACAAAUAUUGUAUUGUGUAUUUCCAUGUUUAAUACCACCAUUUAUUUCUAAUAAAAGAAUAGAAAAAUAUAUAAGAGCAACAAUGUCUAUAUCAUUUAUUUUUACAUUAUUAUUGAUUGGAGUAUUUAUUGGAGAAUUAUGUAUAUGUGGAAUUACAU